CUCGUGCUUUUUCGCUGUGUGUGUGUGUCUCUCUCUCUUCGAAACAACGAGCAUUUUCAGUGGAUUCAGGGACGAAAAAGGGCCCGCUUUGGCUCUUUUCAGGAUUUGAUGUUCUGUCUCACCUGCUUUGGGAAUCAUCUGCCCAAUGAAAUUCCUACGAUUGGUUUUUCCCAGCUCAUUCUUCGGAAAGAAUCAGUUGAAGAAAUUAUUGGAAAGCAAUGUGUCCGUGGAUAAACAGAAUGAAGAAAAUAAAUCUUCUGAAAGCAAUGUCUGUAUACCUAAACAGGAUGAACCAACGCAGUCUUUGGGAGACAAUGUCUCAUUGUGCGAGCAGAAUGAAUUGGAUCAAUCUUUGGAUAGCAAUUUAUCCAUGCCUAAACUGGAUGAAAUGGAGCAGUCUUUGGGAAACAAUGUCUCUGUGGCUGAACGGAAUGAAAUGGGGCAGCUUUUGGGAAACAAUGCCUCCGAGGCUGAACUGAAUGAAAUGGUGCAGUCUUUGGAAAGUGAUGCCUCCAUCCUUAAACAGAAUGAACUGAAAUUGUCUGCGGAAAGCAUGCCUAAAGACCCUGGUGCUGCUGUAACAUCCAAAAGCAUGGAAGCUAUGACAGAUGAAACUUUUGUAGAGAAUCCAACAUUCCUUGGGUCCAUCCAGAAUUCUUCCAGUGAUUUGGAUGAGUCAUUUAAAAUUUCAUCUGGUUUCAAUGAAACAACUGGUCCAAUAGUAAAUACCACACCAGCUGGGACAGGGAAAAAAACAAAGAAAAAGAAGAAAAAGAACCAGAAGUCACGGAAAAAGCAAAAAGAUACUCCCCCUGGGACUGUUAAUGUACCUGAUUGUACUGUGAUGGCAGAUUAUCAAACACCCAGAGAUGGAAUGCAGAAUCCAAGUUAUGAUCUACUUGCACCCAAAUAUGAUACAGGAUGCUCAGCAGUUAUUCCUAAGUCUGAAGGGUCAUCGAUACAGUUUUCAAAAAUUGGUGAUCAUGGAUUUGUUCAUAAUGACCCAAAAGAGAGUUCAGAUGUAGUUGUUAUGAAGGAUAAAUGCCUAGCUUGUAAGACAGUUGAUGAUACUGGCAAUCCCAAGUUGAGUGGGAAGCGCAAAAGUGCUAUAAAAACCAUUCCAACUUCUGCAGCUGAUACAGCAUCCACAGGCUGCAAAACUACAUUAGUAUGUUCUGGGGAAGCAAUAAAGUCUGAAACUAAAUCCUUGGAUGAAUUAUCUUACUACCAUAAAGUUGACAGUGAAGAAGUUAAUAGAGAUGUCAAUAUUGAGAAUGCACUGCGUGAUGUAAAUGUUGGUUGUGGGGGAACGAUCCAUGCUUUGAUUGAUCCUUUAAGACCAAGCUUUACAAAUAGCCAGAAGCAAUCAAGAAAGGAUAAUGCUCGUUACAUAUGGCAAGAGUCAAAGGAAAACGGUGGAGGAAGACUGGCGGAUGACAGGAGUUAUAACUAUCAACAACCAUCCAUGAAUGCCAAUUCACCAGGUAUGAGUAAACUGCGAACCCUGCAGUGUAUUGAAGGAUACCAAAUUGAGCAAAUUAUGGAUAAAUCUCAGAUUAUUGGUCAUGAAUUGCAAAGAGUGGAACAUAUACUGCAACUGGAAUCACAAGGAAGUGUUUCUCAGCAAAAGCUCUCUUGGGCAAUUGUGUCACUGUUCAUAAAAGGGGAUCAUGCUCUGAGUACCAAUAAGCAUAUCCCUGAAUUAGGUCAUGCAAAUGAUAGACAUGUUAGCUGUUUUGAUGAAACAGAAAGUUAUUAUGCAUCUAACAAUCUAGCAGCAGGAAAUUCCAAAUGUAUCGGUGCAGAAACUGCAUCUGGCAAUCUAGCAGCAGAAACUUUCAGAUUUAUCGGUGCAGAAAUGGCUGUUCAGACCCUGAACACUGCAUAUAUGCUGCAAUUGGCAUCCAACAGUUUCCCGUUUGUGACUGGCAGACAAAUUGCUGAGUUUGAGAGGCUGCUUUUUUCUGUUUCGCCCGUUAUUAUUAAUUCUUUUGUUUUGCAGCAUGGUUGGGAGUCUAUUGGAUAUGAACCAACAUCAAUUCCCUGUUGCAAACUGAAAAAUCUCAAAAUUAAGUUACAAGACAUAUGGAGUUGGUAUGAAGAUUCUUCUUGUUAUGGAUUGAGACUAAAGGCUGAAGUUCCUCAAAAGAUUAGAAGGAUGGGAAUGGUUUCCAUAGCCCAUUUUUGCCCUUUUCUCUCUGCAGUGCAAUUAUUUGCCUCUUCCCGCCAAUCUUUACUGGGUAGCAGCCAAGUAAACGUCAGCUGUGAAAUGCCAGGAGGAAGUCGAACAGCACAAAGUGCAUUUUUAACUAUUUCAUGUCCUGAACCAACAGAAGAUGUGCCUCUUUCAGAUGUUUUUGAUUUAAUGGUCAAGUACAUGAAACCAGUUGAUAUGGAUUUUUCAAGUGGAAAGAACUGCUCCAUCGCAAAUUCUCCACUUGACACUUUUGAUGCUCCAGAACUGAUAUUUGAAUAUUUUGAACAUGAACGACCACAUGAAAGGAAGUCACUCUAUGAGAAAAUAAAGGAGCUAUCUAAGUAUGACACUUAUAAUCCUCAAGUAUAUGGUGAUCCAUCCAAGUUGGUACAUAUGGAUCUGCAAGAUCUCCACCCAACAUCUUGGUUUGCGGUUGCUUGGUAUCCUAUAUAUACAAUUCCUGAUAAAGGUACUAAUCUUCGUGCUGCAUUCUUGACAUAUCACUCUUUUGGUCAUCUAGUUCUGAGACACAUACAGUCAGAUGCUUUGGGGGGCAAUGCCUUUUGUGCUGUCGCCCCAGCACUUGGAAUGCAGACCUACAAUGCAAAGGAGGAGGGCUGGUUAGAUGUGACCACUCCACCAGAAUCACUACUAGAAGUUGGGAUUAACCUUGAUAGUACCAGAAUUGUGGAAGAAAGAGUAAGGGCUCUCCAGGAAACUGCUGUACUCUAUUCCACUGGGAAUGUUCGCAAAAACCAGAAAACAGUCUCUAACAGGCUCAGGCACCGAGAUUUUGAGUUUUUUUCUUCCCGGAGUCUGUGAUGUCCUGUUAAUUCAUCUUUCACUUUCUACCAUUCCCAUCUCCUCAUUGCUCAGUUUUGAACUUCCUUUUUGUUAGUUUAAACAACAGAGAACAUCAAGAUAAAAGUUAGAGAUAUAGGUGAUGAACAGCAUGACAGUAAAUGAAAGUCAGGCGGGCCUUGUAAACAAUUAGACAUUGGUGGCCUCAUGUAAAAAAACAUAUGUAAACAUGUUUGUAGAAUUGUAGCUGUAAUUGUAGCUUGGCUGAUAUCAGUCAACUCUAUUGUUAACUUUUCUCCUUGAAUAUAAUUU
Molecule: messenger RNA, 3310 nt
Organism: Dioscorea cayenensis subsp. rotundata (Guinea yam)
Lineage: Eukaryota; Viridiplantae; Streptophyta; Magnoliopsida; Dioscoreales; Dioscoreaceae
Exons: 6
Coding region: 146-3019 (957 amino acids)
Source: RefSeq, a predicted model, not a curated record